This is a messenger RNA of Anneissia japonica, 2269 nucleotides long. RefSeq names its product protein SPEC3-like. The coding region runs from base 287 to 826 and encodes 179 amino acids. The transcript has 3 exons. Lineage: Eukaryota; Metazoa; Echinodermata; Crinoidea; Comatulida; Comatulidae. The record is from RefSeq and is a predicted model, not a curated record.
GAACGAGUGUUUGUCAAUCAGCGUAACUCACCUAUUCACCAGGAGGUCUGUUACUGGGGUUUCGCAGUGUUUUAGCGUAAAUACGGAAGCUGUUACCUUGGUUACGACUAAAAAAACAAGUAUCUCACGAGAAUAAGCAUUCAUACAGACGUGAAGAUUCUAUCGCCACGGUGUUUUGAGUUCUAGUGUGACCGCCCGGACAACGGAUCUUCGAGCUACACUAUUUUAAAGUAGAUAUUUGUAAUAUUUAUUAUUGUAAGGUUCUAGGCACACAGCAGACAGAACGAUGGCCGCACCUUACGGGCAACCUCCGCCACCCCAAGCUGUUACUACUGUUACUGUCGUGCAGACGGAAAAGAAACCUAAUGCGUGCAGAGCAGCUAUUCCUGCCAUGCACAUUGCAAUGGCAGUUGUUUGUUUAAUAUUCAACAUAUUUAUUCCCGGGCUUGGUACGAUAAUUGCUGCGUUUGCCGUAUUCUGCUGUGCAAACACUGGCCAAUCGGGUGGAGGGAAAGUCGGCACGUUUUGCCUCAACUUCUGGGUAGGACUUCUGCAGCUUGCCACAUGUUGGAUUUUUUUCAUUGGCUGGAUUUGGAGUAUAAUGUGGGGCGCCGCGUUUAUUGGGAUGUCAGCUGAUUACCAUUCCAGCGGUGAUGCAACCACAACCGUGGUCACAACAACAUCAGCCGUGCCUCAGCAGCAACAAAUGAUGGUCGUCACACAGCCUCAACCACCACCAUACAACCAGCAACCACCGCCGCCGACAGGGCAACCAAUGCCACCUCAGGCGAUGCCGGGUCAACCUGAUUAUCCUGCAAAAGCAUAAAACACCGUUUUUUGCUUUUUCUGACACCGUUUUUAGCUUUUUCUGGCAAAUAGUUUAUUUUUCCAUUUUUGGUUGCGAUUCCUUCUAUUUUAACCAAACUUGAUUCACAUUUUGAUAUUGAGACCAGAUAAUACAAAUAAAGCAUAGGGCCAUAUUAGUUGUUCCCUUCUUUGUUUUUUUGUUUUAUUUUGUUUCUUUUUUAAUUUCACAAAAACAAACAAUCCUGUACAAAUUUGAACAUAGGCCUAUUAACAAUCCAUGGUUGUCCGUCUAUCUAGAUCCCUGGUUCUCAACUGAAUUUUUUGAAGGGCCAAAUUAUUUUUUGAGUUGAUCUCAUGGGCCAAAGAAUCUCAGCCGAGUUGAAGGCAAUCGUACUUCUGGGAGAAAAUCUUUCACCUAAGACAGGUCUAUUUGAAAGUUAGUUUCUUUUUAGGGGCCUGUUUUUAAAUUGUACUAAGCCUACACCAGCGAUCAUGACUCAUUGGGUCGCGUGAAAUUUCUGUGUGGACUUGUCAUCAGAUUAACAGUCGUCAGUCAAAAUACAAAAAAAAAGCCGCAUUUACACAGUUCACAUGUAGGACUAGAAAAAUGUAUUCUUAUGAACACUGUCUUUUUAUACGACAACUUUUUAUUACUCCUGUGAACUAAGAAUGCUAUUAACGAAACCCAGUGAACAGAACACAUUCAGAGACGGAACUUGACGGCACAAAUACUGAAUGACUUGAAAAGAAGGGUAGGCAUAAUUGACGGAACACAAUGUUUAAUAACUAAACACAAACAGAACUUGGCAGCAUAUUGCUGUACUUUGACGAUCGAAGCACUCUUUGGUUCACUAGCUGUUUAUUGUGUGAUAUUAAGUAGGCUUGCUGUAUGAAUGUUAUUGACGAUAAAACCUAAUUGACGUAUUACAAAGUAACCUAUAUUUAGUUGUGUUUACCUCUAUGAUUCUUCUACCAUGUCAUAAAUCAGGCAUCAGGACUCUGCAAUCCUUAAAAAGUUAACAUGUCUAUGAUAAACUUUUUACUUCCUCUGGGCUGCUAUGUUAAAUUAGCAUCUGAGCUAAUAAUACCAAUCUUAGGAGUAGUUUUAGGUUUACAGGGUUUGAUUUUAUAUCUGAGUGGGGUAACCCCUACAUCAUAACGCGCCUUUGGCUUGUUCGAAGCACACAGAGAGGAAUAAGACCACGGAUUUUGGUGCUAUUUAUGGCCUAUCAUCUUGCUCAUCAAACCACUCCAUCGAAAUUUUAUUAUAUUUCAAAUAUUUUUUAUUAUUAUAUUGUUUUUCCUCACAGGCUAAAUUGCCCCGUGGGCCGCCUAUUAAGAACCAGGGAUCUAGAUCAAGAUCUUGUUUACACGACUACGUGUCAUGAUGACGUAUCUGUCGUGAAAAAGGAAACAUGCGUUGGGGGAAUCCAUUCUCUUUCCUAAAUAAUAAUAAUAAUAA